This is a messenger RNA of Bursaphelenchus okinawaensis, 832 nucleotides long. The record is from the annotation of a GenBank genome assembly. NCBI's taxonomy places the organism in Eukaryota, Metazoa, Nematoda, Chromadorea, Rhabditida, Aphelenchoididae.
AUGAGCGAGGAACCAGAAGCCAAGAAGUCUAAAGUUGAGGACGACGCCAAUUCUAGUGAAGAAGGGCCCAAACCAUUGCCAGCAGGCUGGGAGAAGCGCAUGAGCCGCAGUAACAGUAAGUUUUUUGUUGUUUUAUUUAUUUAGAUCGUAGAAGAUAGCCCAAAUUGUUUUUUGGUCAAUUAUUGUUUUUUUGACGUGAUAGUCAAUUUUAGAUUUAAUUUUCUUAUUAAUCUUAAGUUUCCAUUUUUGUUAUCUAAAAUUUCGAAUUUAGAUAAAGAAUAUUACUUGAACGUUUAUACUGGACGUUCUCAGUGGGAUCGGCCAACUAAGCCAGCCGAAGAAGAUACCAAAUUGCCCAAGAAAGUUCAGUGUCUUCACAUUUUGGUCAAACAUGAAGGAUCUCGCAGGCCAAGCUCGUGGAGGACAGAGAACAUCACCAGGUCCAAGGAGGAUGCCGAGAAGAUUUUAAGAGGUAAUUUUCUUAUAAGAUAGGAAAGUUUUUUAUUUUUUAGUGUGUAUAUGGCUUGAAAUUCAAGUGAAAAUUUAAGUUUUAAACUGUCUGAUUUUAAAUUUUCAUCUUUUAAAAAAUCUUUCAGGGUACCAAAAGGAGCUGAACGCUCUGGACAAGGCUGAAAGGAAGCGUAAAUUCAAGCAAUUGGCCAGCGAGUUUAGCGAUUGUUCCUCUGCCAAACGGAACGGUGACUUGGGUCCGUUUGGUCAUGGACAAAUGCAAAAAGCCUUUGAAGACGCAUCUUUUAAACUCACCAUCGAUGAAAUGAGCGACGUUGUGGAUACUGACUCUGGUCUACAUCUGAUUUACCGUAUUGCGUAG